UUACCGUGUGCAAGAUUUUGAUUGGCUCUUUUUACGUUUCAAGUCUUCCAAUGAAAUCAAUUCAUGUUUUUUGUCCAAUGAAGACAAACAACCAGUCUCUGAAUAUUAGCAUAGGCAGGGAAUAAAUACGUCUCACAGAGAUACUUAGAAUUCAUAGUUUUUGUGUUUGAUCCGAAGUAAACAUGCCUGAGCCAGCAAAGUCCGCGCCUAAGAAGGGUUCCAAGAAGGCCGUCGCAAAGACCGCUGCAAAGGGAGGCAAGAAACGUAGGAGGACCAGGAAAGAGAGUUACGCCAUCUACGUGUACAAAGUUAUGAAGCAGGUUCAUCCUGACACCGGUAUUUCAUCUAAGGCGAUGGGCAUCAUGAAUUCUUUUGUCAACGACAUAUUUGAGCGCAUCGCCGGUGAGGCAUCUCGUCUCGCUCACUACAACAAGCGCUCCACCAUCACUUCCAGAGAGAUCCAGACCGCCGUUCGUCUGUUAUUGCCCGGUGAGCUGGCUAAACACGCCGUGUCUGAGGGAACAAAGGCCGUGACUAAAUACACCAGCUCCAAAUAAACUCGCUUUGGGAUUUUCAAAACCACAAAGGCUCUUUUAAGAGCCACCCAUACUUUCAGAUAAAGAGCAUCUGGCUUUCCUUUAUGUUCGCCAUAUUUCUUGUAUAAUAAUGGUGUUUCCGACAUUUAAAACAGCCGAGGGAAAAUACAGUUUGCUUAAAUGAAGGCGCGAGAAAGACAAUAGGUAACGUUAACCGGAACGAGCAUGCAUGUCAAAUUUGUUCCUACGGUAACAUCUGUUUAGCUGUACCGUUAUUUUCUGAUCACCAAGCUCCACUGUACGGAUCGUAUUGUCUUCUGUAAAGAUUAUUUUUUUCUCCCGUUGUCCUUUGUCUCUUUUUAUUGACAUUUACUUGUGUUAAAGUGUGUAUUAAAAUUAGCUUAAUUGUCUGAUUC
Triplophysa rosa is the source of this 952-nucleotide messenger RNA. RefSeq names its product histone H2B 1/2. NCBI's taxonomy places the organism in Eukaryota, Metazoa, Chordata, Actinopteri, Cypriniformes, Nemacheilidae. The record is from RefSeq and is a predicted model, not a curated record. Gene Ontology annotation, molecular function: structural constituent of chromatin; protein heterodimerization activity; DNA binding. Gene Ontology annotation, cellular component: nucleosome. The transcript has a single exon. The coding region runs from base 183 to 557 and encodes 124 amino acids.